Messenger RNA from Suillus paluster, 1026 nucleotides. RefSeq names its product major intrinsic protein superfamily membrane channel protein. Gene Ontology annotation, biological process: water transport; glycerol transmembrane transport. Bases 1 to 1026 code for a protein of 341 amino acids. Gene Ontology annotation, molecular function: glycerol channel activity; water channel activity. The record is from RefSeq and is a predicted model, not a curated record. NCBI's taxonomy places the organism in Eukaryota, Fungi, Basidiomycota, Agaricomycetes, Boletales, Suillaceae. Gene Ontology annotation, cellular component: plasma membrane. The transcript has 8 exons.
AUGACGGAUAUCGUCGAAAAGCCCGUCCAGCGUCGUUCCGAGGCGUCGAGCACGACUCGAGCCAACGACGUCCCUGUCGUUGACUUCGCUGACUGCGAUCAAUGCACUCAGUACCCCAAUCGAUGGUCAGGGAUCAGGGAGCACAUCACUGCACCUGCAGCCGAGUUCAUGGGUGCCUUCAUUCUAUGCUUGUUUGGGUGUGGUGGCAAUUGCCAAACGAAUCUAUCCGCCAAUAAAAAUGUGUCUGCCAGCCCUCAGGGGGUGAUGCUUGUUCAAAGGACUGCUCUCUCGUCCAACAUCUGUUGGGCCCUUGGACUCUCCCUUGGCGUAUGGAUCUCUGCAAACUACUCAGGCGGUCAUGUGAAUCCUGCAGUCACCAUAGCGUCUGCUACUGUCCGCGGGUUCCCCUGGAAGAAAGUUCCCAUCUACAUCCUGGCACAAGUUCUGGGAGCCUUGUGUGGAGCAGGUGUAGUCUACGCGACCUACUACCAUGCAAUCAACAUCGUCGAAGGGGGUUCCAAUAUUCGUACAAUUGCAGCAACUGGUGACCUCUUUGGAACCUACGCAGCCGAUUACCUCACUUCAGUUUCCGCCUUCUUCGCUGAAUUUAUAGGGGCUGCUAUGCUCCUCACUGGAAUUUUCAUGGCCACAGAUAAAAAAAAUGGCCCUUUGCCUUCCGGUGUCCUUCCUCUUGCAAUAUUUUUUACAGUCCUUGCCAUCAGUUCAUCUCUCGGCAUGGAUACUGGAGCCGCCCUUAAUCCCGCUCGUGACCUGGGCCCCCGUAUCCUCACCGCCAUGGUCGGAUAUGGUCGCGAAGUCUUCACUUUCAGGAACCAGUAUUGGCUCUGGUGCCCUAUCCUUGGCCCGAUUUUUGGCAUGAUUAUGGCUGCGUUGUUUUACGAUGCCAUGCUGUACAAGGGCCCCGAGAGUAUUUUCAAUAAGCCGACGGAAGAGGCUGAAAGGCAUCACUUGCGCUCAUGCGCUCAACGAACCAACGGGCUUCGUGGGGUUGCAGACUCAGUUUGA